CACUCACUCACUCCACACUUCAAAACCCUUUUCUUCAUUUUCUUCCACUUUAAUUUAAUUUUUAUAAUUAUUAUAAAAAAUAUAUAAUAAUGCUUCUCAGAGUUCCACCCACUGUUUCUCUCUUGACCGGAGCUACAACCGCCGAUGAGAAGCUGAACCGGCCGUCGUUCUCGCCGGUUUCUUACACUCCGACGCCGUCGCCGGUGGUAUGUACGGCGGUGAAAGGUGGGUCAUCUAACCACCGGCCGCUUUCUGGGGUUGUUUUUGAACCAUUUGAAGAAGUGAAAAAAGAGCUUAAUCUUGUUCCUUCAGCUCCUCAACAUUCUCUUGCUAGACAAAAAUAUGCUGAUGAUUCUGAAGCUUCCAUUAAUGAACAAAUUAAUGUUGAGUACAAUGUUUCAUAUGUGUACCAUGCUAUGUAUGCAUAUUUCGACAGGGACAAUGUUGCUCUCAAGGGCUUAGCCAAGUUCUUUAAGGAGUCAAGUGAAGAAGAAAGGGAGCAUGCUGAGAAGUUCAUGGAGUAUCAGAACAAACGAGGUGGGAAGGUGAAGUUGCAAUCUAUUAUCAUGCCAUUGUCUGAAUUUGAUCAUGAAGAGAAGGGAGAUGCAUUGUAUGCUAUGGAGCUUGCAUUGUCGUUGGAGAAGUUGACAAAUGAGAAACUGUUGAACCUUCAUGAGGUAGCCAACAGGAACAAUGAUGUGCACUUAGCUGAUUUUGUAGAAAGCGAGUUUCUUGGUGAACAGGUUGAAGCCAUCAAGAAGAUAUCUGAGUAUGUUGCUCAGCUAAGAAGAGUUGGCAAAGGACAUGGUGUCUGGCACUUCAAUCAGAUGCUCUUGAAUUAAGGUGGUGGUGCUUGAUGGAGGAAUCUGUGAUGUAGCUUCUACUGUUACUGUCCUUUCUGGAAGAUGUGUUCUAGUUUAAUAGGAAUAGAGAUAGUGUGUUUCUAAUAACUCUUUUGUGACUUAUUAUGCUAGUCGUCUGCUAUCUAUUUAUUACCUACUAUAUGAGGGAUGCAAAAACUUGUCGGCUUACAUUGUGCCUUUGUUUUUCAUAUUAUGAAAUAGGCCCGGGACUCAUUUUCUGGUGUUUA
Erigeron canadensis is the source of this 1090-nucleotide messenger RNA. Its product is annotated as ferritin-3, chloroplastic-like. Gene Ontology annotation, cellular component: cytoplasm. The record is from RefSeq and is a predicted model, not a curated record. Gene Ontology annotation, molecular function: ferric iron binding; ferrous iron binding. The coding region runs from base 90 to 842 and encodes 250 amino acids. NCBI's taxonomy places the organism in Eukaryota, Viridiplantae, Streptophyta, Magnoliopsida, Asterales, Asteraceae. Gene Ontology annotation, biological process: iron ion transport; intracellular iron ion homeostasis. The transcript has 8 exons.